Messenger RNA from Glycine soja, 1092 nucleotides. RefSeq lists its product as uncharacterized. The transcript has a single exon. The record is from RefSeq and is a predicted model, not a curated record. Lineage: Eukaryota; Viridiplantae; Streptophyta; Magnoliopsida; Fabales; Fabaceae. Bases 153 to 800 code for a protein of 215 amino acids.
GUCCCAACCCUUCAAAGUCCAAAGCUCUCUCCCAUUUUCUCUCUCUUUCUGUUCAGCGUUAGAUAAGAAAAAAGAAAAGAGAAGAGUAACCAACGCACCACACCACACCACAACACUUUCUCUCUCUUUCUAUCACCAGCUUCUCCCUCCUCAUGAAGAAGCUCUACCAUAAAGGGACGGUUCACCCGUCGCCACCCCUCAUCUCCGACCAACUCUCCUUCCUCCCGGCGGCCAUCCUCACCCUCGCGGCGGCGCUCUCACCCGAGGACAGAGAAGUCCUCUCCUACCUCAUCUCCUGCUCCUCCUCCGCCACCUCCACCUCCACCUUCUCCGGCAACGCGCGGCGGAAAACCGGCGCGGAAACCGAACAUUCCCCUUCAUUCAGCUGCAGUUGCUUCUGCUGCUACACGAGUUACUGGGUUAGGUGGGACGAGUCACCGAAUCACCAGCUCAUACACGAGAUCAUCGACGCCUACGAGGAUUCGCUUUCGAAAAAGGGCAACAAGGGUAAGAAGAACGGUAAGGGAAAGAAAGAGAAGAGGAACAACAAGAAAGGGUGUAGUAGCACUACUACUAGUAGUAAUCACACGCACGAGCACGCGCAUUCGAGCGAGUUGAAGCGCUCCGAGUUAGCGAGUUCGCCGAGUCGCGAAUCGGCCGAGUCGGAACCGGUGGUGGAGAUUCACACUAAUAUUAGUGGCGAUGAAAGUUGUGAAGGGGUUGUGGUUGAAGAGAAAGGGUCGGUGAGAAGGUUCAUGAGUUUCGUUGGUGAAAGGAUUUGGGGCGCGUGGGGACAGUGAGCCAAUGAAUGAUGGAUGAAUUCCCAAGAGAAAAAAUAAUGAAAGAAGAAAAUUAGAUAAUGAAGAGAAAAAAGAAGAGGAAAGGUAGGUUUAGAUUUUAAGAUUUACACCUCCUCUCUUAUUUUCUUUUUUCCUUUUUUUUUGUACAUUAAUCACUGCUACUACCCUGCAAUGUCUAAAAAGAAAUGGCCGUUUGGUUUUGUAAUUCAGGGUUUUUUUUUUUGUUAUAUAUAAUCUCUCAAUCAAGUCAUAAUACAUAUCAAGUUAUGAAUCCUCUUGUUUCAUUUUUCAA